Thermothielavioides terrestris NRRL 8126 is the source of this 1368-nucleotide messenger RNA. RefSeq lists its product as uncharacterized. NCBI's taxonomy places the organism in Eukaryota, Fungi, Ascomycota, Sordariomycetes, Sordariales, Chaetomiaceae. Gene Ontology annotation, cellular component: trans-Golgi network; Golgi apparatus; endosome. The record is from RefSeq and is a predicted model, not a curated record. The transcript has 5 exons. The coding region runs from base 90 to 1280 and encodes 396 amino acids. Gene Ontology annotation, molecular function: antiporter activity.
UGAUCUCGAAAGUUGUCGAUCGCCUCUAUACGAAUCAUUCCGGUCGCUUCCAGCAACGCGGACCCGAUCCCCCUCCGCGCCCCGUCGAUAUGGCCGAAGAGGAUGUUGAGCGCCAGGCCGAGAAGCCGCGGCCGGCUGAGCGAUCGGUGCAUGCGGUCUUCUACAUCGCGAGUUGGAUCUUCUUCUCCAACUUGACCAUUCUCUUCAACAAAUGGAUAAUUGACAGCAGAGGAUUCAGAUACCCCGUGAUCCUAACAUGCUGGCACCUGGUUUUUGCUUCCCUCGCGACUCAGGUCCUUGCGCGAACGACCAAGCUGCUCGACGGGCGCAAGAACGUCAAGAUGACAGGGCGAACUUAUCUGCGUGCCAUCGUACCGAUUGGCCUGCUGUACAGCGCCAGCCUCGUCUGCAGCAACAUGGUCUACCUGUACCUGAGCGUGGCCUUCAUCCAGAUGCUCAAGUCCGCCGCCCCGGUUGCCGUGUUGCUGACGAGCUGGGCCUGGGGCGUCGAGGAGCCCUCACUCAAGCGCUUUCUUAACAUCUUGCUCAUCGUUUGCGGCGUGGCUCUCGCCAGCUUCGGCGAGAUCGACUUCAGCCUGGCCGGCUUCCUGUUCCAGCUGGGCGGCAUUGUGUUUGAAGCCAUGCGCCUCGUUAUGAUUCAGGUGCUGCUGUCGGGCGACACUCAGAAGAUGGACCCGCUCGUCAGCCUGUACUACUACGCGCCCGUGUGCGCGGUCAUGAACGUCAUCAUCGCCAUCGGUUCCGAGGCGAAUAAGUUCAACCCGGCCGACCUGGCCCAGGCGGGCUACGGCCUGCUGCUUCUCAACGCGAUUGUCGCGUUCAUGCUCAACGUGAGCAGCGUUUUCCUGAUCGGGAAAACCUCCGGCUUGGUCAUGACCUUGACCAGCAUCUUGAAGAACAUCCUCCUUGUCAUCGUCUCCGUCAUGAUCUGGCACACGUCCGUCACCUGGCUGCAGUUCCUCGGCUACUCCAUUGCCCUCGCCGGGCUUGUCUACUACUCGAUCGGCUGGGACCAGAUCGUCGCGAUUUCCCAGGCCGUGUGGGUCUCGGCAAAGGGGGGCUACGAAUCCAUCCGCGGGUCGCCGCCCACCGGCGGCGAGGAAGCGGCCCAGAACCAGGGUCGCCUCCCGUCUGCCGUGCGCAGGGGAUUGAUUAUUGGCGCCGCCGUCGUGACGGUGCUGCUUCUCGCCGGUGGGUUUUUCUACAGCGGCGGCGCCACUGUGGUCGCCGAACGCUUUGGGGACUUGGGCACCUCGUAGUAAUUGACGGUUCAUGCGAGAGAGGAGGCGGGCGCGGGAGGGUGGAAGUUGCGGGGUGUACGAUGGGCGGGUUGGCACCAUUCCGAUA